Condylostylus longicornis is the source of this 3360-nucleotide messenger RNA. RefSeq names its product neurocalcin homolog (gene Nca). Bases 1302 to 1874 code for a protein of 190 amino acids. The record is from RefSeq and is a predicted model, not a curated record. Gene Ontology annotation, molecular function: calcium ion binding. Lineage: Eukaryota; Metazoa; Arthropoda; Insecta; Diptera; Dolichopodidae. The transcript has 4 exons.
UGCAAGUCAAAAUUUGAGCGACUAUUAAAAAUUUUUUCAAUUUCAAAAUGGAAAAUUAAAGACAUUACAAAAUUUUAAUAUUAAUUGUUAACGCAAAUUGAAUUAAGAUUGCAUUUUUUCCGGACAUAAAAAUUAUCACCUUCUUAGAGGUACAAGAAUUACUAACUUCACAAUUUACAUAGAUAGUAAAAUUCUUUUACCGUAACAACAAUUAGAUACUAUUGCAAUCUUUUCAAAUUGAAUAUCUAAAUUAGUUAGAUCAAGCCGGUAUUCAGAUUAGUAUCCACCAAAAAUGCACUAAAUACAGUGAACUUUUUGGUAACAAUUGAUACACACAAUAAUGUUUCACACGCUUUUACUUGUAAAAUUUUUAAAAAUUUUUAGAAUUUUAUUUUUUAUUGAAUAAAACACAUUUGUAUUACGAAUAAUUAAAAUUUUAUUAAUAUUUUUCAGCAAACGUCAAGAAGUUCAUGAAAAUUCUCAACAAAAUAACAGUAAAUAUAAACAGGUACAAGUAAUUUCUUCUAUCUUUGUUAUCAACAACUAAAAAGAAAUCAACAACCUUCUUGUACGCAGCAACGUACUUUUGUCAAGUAAAAAAAAAAAAAAUGCAAUAAAAGAACAACAUAACUUAUAAAUAAUUACGUUCGAUUUAUCGUCCAAAUUAGUAAAGAUAUCGUCUUAAUUAAAAAGUAGAUAAAAUUUAGUUUUUAUUAAUGAAAAAGAAAAAUAUUCGAAAUUAUAAAAAUUAAAAGAAAAACAUUUUAAUAAGCAACAAUAUUUUAAGAAUAAAGUCACGUCAAAUUAUAAAUAUAAAUAUUUAAAUUAUUAUUCAAAAAAAAUUAUUUUAAUGUCGAAGAAUUUUUAAGAUUAAAUCAGAUAUUGUUAAGCACAAAAUUUUUUAAUUUCAAUAAGAAUUUUAGAAGAGAAAACUUUCUUCCAUAAUAUUUACUUGAUUAUAAUUUUUUAUUUUUUUUUCCAUUUUUAUUUAAUAUUUCUCCGGAUAUUUAAUUGAAAUAUCGCAUAUGUUUACUAACAUAAAAUAAUAUCGUUCAAGAACAAUAUCCUCAGUUUCCAGCAUAAAAACUAAAUAUAAUUGGAAUUAAAUUAAUUACAUAAGUAAACAUUAAAGUAAUUAACACAUGAAUUAAGAUUGAAAUUACAUAAAUAUUGUUUUUUGAAGAAGAAAUUUAUUACUGAAAAGGAAGCCAUCUUUUAUAAAUACAAAAUAUUUUAAAGUCAUCAAAAUUUAAUAAAAUUGUUUGUACUAUAAUAAAAUAUAUAAAGAUAUUUUUUUUAAAAUGGGCAAACAAAAUAGUAAGCUGAAACCAGAGGUUUUAGAAGAUUUAAAACAAAAUACAGAAUUUACAGAUGCUGAAAUUCAAGAAUGGUAUAAAGGAUUUUUAAAAGAUUGUCCAAGUGGUCAUUUAUCGGUAGAAGAAUUUAAGAAAAUUUAUGGAAAUUUCUUCCCUUAUGGUGAUGCUAGCAAGUUUGCUGAACAUGUAUUCCGAACAUUUGAUGCUAAUGGUGAUGGUACUAUAGAUUUUCGGGAAUUUUUGUGUGCUCUUAGUGUAACUUCACGUGGUAAAUUAGAACAAAAGUUGAAAUGGGCUUUUUCAAUGUAUGAUUUAGAUGGGAAUGGUUAUAUAUCAAGGCAAGAAAUGUUAGAAAUUGUAACUGCAAUUUAUAAAAUGGUUGGAUCCGUUAUGAAAAUGCCAGAAGAUGAAAGUACGCCAGAAAAACGAACUGAUAAAAUAUUUCGACAAAUGGAUCGCAACAAAGAUGGUAAAUUAAGUUUGGAAGAAUUUAUUGAAGGUGCUAAGAGUGAUCCAUCAAUUGUACGAUUAUUACAAUGCGAUCCGCAGGCGCAGUGAAUAAUUAAUUUAAUAAUAAUUAAAUUUAAAACCAUAAGAACUAUUAAAUUUCUACAAAAAUUUUUUAUUUGAAAUAAAUACAUGAUUUAAUUUUUAAUGCUAAUUAAUUUUUUUUUUUAAUUUCUUUAUGUAAUUUUGUUUUAUUUUAUGAAAACUUAUUGUUUUUCAAUAAUAAUUUAGAAUGUGUAAAAUGUUUAUACAAAACACAAUACUUAUUUACUUUUUGAAUUAUUAAUGCUAAAAAUUAAAUUAAAUUUUUAUUUUUUUUUAAAUAAUUCUUUUUUAUUUUUUAAUUAUAAAAUUAAAUUGUAAUAGUAAAGACAGUAAAUUGUUCUUAUAAAUAUUUUUAUUUCACAAUAAAUAUUUAUUAUUGAAUAAAAAUUUUUUUUGUAUUAUCGCUAUUUAUUUGUAAUAAGUCCGAAAAACAAAAUAUUUAUGUUUAAUAUUUUUAAAAACUAAAAUUAUUGGUUUGAUAUAUUAUAUCCAUUGAAUGUUAUAGUAAUUGUAAUAAAGAAAAUAUUUCAUUAAAUUACUCUUACUUUUUUGAAAGCAAAGUCCUAAAUUAAAUUUAAAUUAUCUUUUGUAAUAGAAUUUAAAGUUAAUUUUAAAAGCAAAUCCGCAAUUUUUUUUUAAUUUUUUAUUAAAUCUCUAUUGAAAAACUAUAUAGAUAUUUUCAAUAUAUGAAAUUUAAUGAAAAAUUCCUAAAAAUUAAAAACUGGAAAUUAAUUAAAAUUAUUUUGAAUUAAAAUGUCAUUUCUUGUAAAUGCAAUCAAAUGAAAUUAUUCGAAUUUUAUUGAAUUUCAAUUUCUGUUUUAUAAUUGGAAUGAGUGAUACUAAAGGACAUGCUGUCUUCACUAAAAUAAUGCACGUACUUAAUCGGUUAUAACGAAAAUAAAAAGAAAUAACUAUGUAUUAUAUAUCAAAUUAAUCUUUUUGUUUAAAUUUUUAUGCGUUUGAGUUCCAUAAUUAAAUAAAUUAAUGAAGCACAGCAUAAAUAUUAUAAUUAAAAAAAAAACAAACUAAUUACUUCUAUAUUACAAUAAAUUACAUUAUAUAAUAAAUAAAGUAUAAAGUUAACACAUACAUUAAUUAUACAAUACAUACAAUAAUAAUGCAAAAAAAUAACACACAUUUUUAAUAAAAAAAAAUAUAAUAUGCUAUAUAUAAAAGAUAAUUAAUAAAAUUUUUAUAAACUAUUAUUUCUAUUUUAUGUAAAUGCAUUUUAUUACGAUUUGUCACAUAAAAUCCGCAGUAGUUAGCAAUAAAAUUGCAUUUUGUUAAGUUUUUUUUUUUUCAUCAUUUAAUUUUUAAUUAUUUUUAUUAUUGCAUAAUUUUUUUUUUAAUAUGUAUAGUUAUGAUAGUCUUUUAUGUAAAGACAGUUUUCGGACUAAGAAAUUUUAUAUUGUUUUGAAACGAUUAGGAAAUUAUCUUCACCUAAUCUUAUUUUACUAUAAAAAUUUUUAUUAGAAUUUUUAUGAAACAAUUA